AUGGUUCUCCACAACCCCAACAACUGGCACUGGGUGAUGAAGGAUACCGCGUCAUGGGCCAAAGACUAUCUUGACGCAGAAUCCAAGAAGGUGUCGGCAGAAGAGAAUGGAGUGUCGGCCAAUAUCACACGACUCAUUUCUAUGGAUGGCGAUGUGGAAGUUAGUCAGCGGAAGGGCAAGGUUAUCACGAUAUAUGAUGUUGCGCUGCAACUAGAAUAUGCAGGCAAGACACAAGAUGGUACCGAUGUUAGUGGCAGCAUCAAGGUUCCCGAGUGCGCAUACGACACAGAGCCAGACGAGUAUGUUUUUGAAAUAGACAUUUAUUCGGAGAAGAAGGAGAUGCAACCGGUUAAAGACCUAGUGCGGUCGAAACUUGUCCCUCAACUGCGCAAUGUCUUUGCGAGCCUUUCACCUGCGUUGAUCAAAGAGCACGGAAAAGACUUGCAACACCCACCAGGUUCCAACCCGUCCAGCGGAUGGGCAACGCCGACGUGGCAUCCACAGCGAGAGCGUACCCCGACCUCUACCACCACCACCUCCGGCUCCGGCUCCGGCUCCGGCUCCGGCAAGACAUCUGUAAAUACGACCACGGUAACAGCAACCGACGAGUUUCGCACGACUGCCGAAGAAUUGUUCCAGACAUUUACCGACCCUCAACGGCUUGCCGCCUUUACCCGCGCGCCUCCGAGAGUCUUUGAGGGAGCGAAACCUGGUGGAAAAUUUUCAAUUUUCGACGGAAACGUCUCAGGAGAGUUUGUCACCUUGGAGUCCCCCAAGAAGAUUGUACAGAAGUGGCGUUUGGCGCAAUGGCCCGAGGGACACACGAGCACCCAAGAAAUUUUCUUUGACCAGAACGAUGUGGACCGAGUGACCAACAUGAGGGUAACUUGGACCGGAGUUCCUGUGGGCCAGGAAGAUGUUGUGCAGCGGAACUGGGAGGGCUACUAUGUGCGCAGCAUAAAGCAAACGUUUGGGUAA
This is a messenger RNA of Capronia epimyces CBS 606.96, 978 nucleotides long. RefSeq lists its product as uncharacterized. The record is from RefSeq and is a predicted model, not a curated record. Gene Ontology annotation, biological process: positive regulation of ATP-dependent activity; protein folding. Gene Ontology annotation, cellular component: cytosol. The transcript has 3 exons. Gene Ontology annotation, molecular function: protein-folding chaperone binding; ATPase activator activity. Bases 1 to 978 code for a protein of 325 amino acids. NCBI's taxonomy places the organism in Eukaryota, Fungi, Ascomycota, Eurotiomycetes, Chaetothyriales, Herpotrichiellaceae.